Messenger RNA from Solanum stenotomum, 1196 nucleotides. RefSeq lists its product as uncharacterized. The coding region runs from base 15 to 1196 and encodes 393 amino acids. The record is from RefSeq and is a predicted model, not a curated record. The transcript has a single exon. Lineage: Eukaryota; Viridiplantae; Streptophyta; Magnoliopsida; Solanales; Solanaceae.
GCAAGUUGAGAGACAUGAAAUAUCAAGAUAACCAACAUUUCAGCCACCAUCAUAUUAUGAAAAAACUUGUUCUUGAUGAAAAUGAGGAACUUCAAUGUCAAGCCUGUGAGAAGUUCAUUUUUGAGCCCUUUCAUGGUUGCAUCUCUUGCAAUUUCUACCUCCAUGACAAUUGCCUCAACGCGCCUCGUUCUCUGGUUCACCCUUCUCAUCCUUCUCACCCUUUAACCCUUCUUCCAACUCCUACUUAUUCGAGCCGAUCUUUUACUUGCAAUGCCUGUGGAUCUGUAGGAAGAUCUUGUAGCUUAAGUUGUGCUCAUUGCGAGUUUGAUCUGCACGUGCAAUGUGCCCUUUUGGCCCAAACUGUCUUACUUCCCCAACACCAUCAUCAUGAACUUAAACUUAUAUUUGAUUCCUCUUUUGGUGAUGAGGAUGAAAGUUCUAUUUUUGUUUGUGAUCUCUGUAAUGGAAAAGUAGAAGAGAAUUCUUGGUUAUAUUAUUGUGCUGAUUGUGAUUUUGGAACACAUAUCGAAUGUAGUAGCAUUUCCAAAUAUGUCAACAAACCAAAAGAUAAUGCAGUCAUCACGAAACCAAAUGAAGAACUUGUCAUUAGUAAAUCAACAAAAAGUCCAGUUAGCAUAACAGAGAAAAAAACAGCCAAGAAUCCCAAAAUGAAGCUAGUAGUUGAAUCUCCAGUCGAAAAACUAGCAGACGAAUUAUCAGAAGCAGAAGAAAAUGCAGUGAUCAUGAAACCAAACAUGGAAGAAUCAAGCAACAAAGAAAUUACUGAACAAGUAUUCAAUACAUCAACAGAAGAUCCAGUAAGGAAAACAGAGAAAAAAUUUGCCAAGAGUGUUAGAGUACUAAAUCCCAAAAUGAAGACAGUAGACAAAUCACAAGAAGAAAAUGCAGAUAUUCUGAAACCAAAGGAAGUACCAACAACAAGGAAAACAAAGAAAAAAUCAGACAAGAAUCCAGGAGAAAAUCCCAAAAGGAAGCCAGUAUCUGAAUCGUCCCAAGACGAAAAUUCAGCAGACAAAUUACGAGAAGGAGAAGAAGAAGAGGAGUCGUCAGAAUUGACAUAUUAUGAAGCUCAGCGCAGACUGAAAGAACAACACAUGAAAAACAUGAUCAUACUUCAAGCUGUGGACAAUGCUGCUAGCUACGUUGGGCCCUCAGGGGGUUCUUACUAUUAUUGA